AUGGACUACCAGAACCGCGCCGGCUCCAAGUUCGGUGGCGGCGGUGUCGCUUCGCAGAGCGCAACCAACGCCGACCGCCGAGAGCGCCUGCGCAAACUCGCCCUCGAGACCAUUGACUUGGACAAGGACCCUUACUUCUUCAAGAACCACGUCGGAUCCUUCGAGUGUCGCCUGUGCUUGACCGUUCACCAGAAUGAUGGCUCCUACCUCGCCCACACCCAGGGCAAGAAGCAUCAGACCAACCUCGCCCGCCGCGCCGCCAAGGAGCAGAAGGAGGGCAAGGGCCAGAUCGACCCCCAAACCGGCCUGCCCGUCGGCGUGGUCGGAGCGGGAUUUGCCGCGCUAGGUCUGGGGGGCGUCCGCAAGAACGUCGUCAAGAUUGGCCGUCCAGGCUACAAGAUCACCAAGGUGCGCGAUCCGGUGUCGCGCCAGCAGGGCUUGUUGUUCCAGCUGCAGUACCCGGAGAUCACCAGCGACGUCGUCCCCAAGGUGCGCUUCAUGAGCGCCUUCGAGCAGAGGGUUGAGGACCCCCCGGACAAGAACUUCCAAUACAUGCUCGUGGCCGCCGAGCCCUACGAGACGUGCGGCUUCAAGCUGCAGGCCAGAGAGAUCGACAGGACCGGCGAGCGGUACUGGACCUGGUGGGACAAGGAUCUCAAGGAGUUCUGGGUCCAGGUCAUGUUCUUAACGGAGCGCGAGGAGCGCUAUGUGGGUGUGCCUGGUUUGCCGGGCAGGAGGUGA
Molecule: messenger RNA, 741 nt
Organism: Neoarthrinium moseri
Lineage: Eukaryota; Fungi; Ascomycota; Sordariomycetes; Amphisphaeriales; Apiosporaceae
Exons: 1
Coding region: 1-741 (246 amino acids)
Biological process (GO): spliceosomal complex assembly
Cellular component (GO): U2 snRNP; nucleus; catalytic step 2 spliceosome
Molecular function (GO): zinc ion binding; nucleic acid binding
Source: RefSeq, a predicted model, not a curated record